Molecule: messenger RNA, 621 nt
Organism: Pneumocystis carinii B80
Lineage: Eukaryota; Fungi; Ascomycota; Pneumocystomycetes; Pneumocystales; Pneumocystaceae
Product: 5-formyltetrahydrofolate cyclo-ligase
Exons: 5
Coding region: 43-576 (177 amino acids)
Biological process (GO): folic acid-containing compound biosynthetic process; tetrahydrofolate interconversion
Cellular component (GO): mitochondrion
Molecular function (GO): 5-formyltetrahydrofolate cyclo-ligase activity
Source: RefSeq, a predicted model, not a curated record
GUCCUUGUAGAUCUUCCAUUGAAUCAUAUUAAAAAUCAAUCCAUGGCUGUUACAGAUUCUUUAAUAAGGCUUCCAGAAUUUAAAAAAAGCAAAUCAAUCAGUAUUUAUUUGUCAAUGGUUCAUGGAGAAAUAUCUACAGAUGAAAUAAUAAAACAUUCUCAUCAAAUGGGAAAAAAAAUAUAUGUUCCUUUUAUAGAUGGUUCAGAAAUGUUUAUGUUUUAUCUCCAUCCAACAGAAGAUCCUUCUUUAUUUGUUAAAAAUAAAUGGGGUAUUCCUCAACCAAGUAAAAAUACUGCAAAUGGUAUAUUAAGAGAAGAAGCUAUGGAUAAAAAUGGGCUAGAUUUAAUUAUCAUUCCCGGCAUAGCAUUCGAUAGAAAUUUAAAUAGAUUAGGCCAUGGAAAAGGAUAUUAUGAUAAAUAUCUUGCUAAAAUAAAUCAUUGGUCUGAAAAAAAUAACCGAAAUACUCCAUUAAAAAUAGGUCUCGCUUUAAACGAACAACUUGUAGAUACUGUACCCAUAAACUCUUUAGAUAUAAAACUUGAUAUUUUAUUACUUCAAAACCAAAUUAUAAGAUAAAAUAUAUCUCUUUUUUUAUAUUUAACAAAAUUUUAUAUUUGAAGC